Molecule: messenger RNA, 864 nt
Organism: Podospora anserina S mat+
Lineage: Eukaryota; Fungi; Ascomycota; Sordariomycetes; Sordariales; Podosporaceae
Exons: 2
Coding region: 1-864 (287 amino acids)
Biological process (GO): poly(A)-dependent snoRNA 3'-end processing; U4 snRNA 3'-end processing; rRNA catabolic process
Cellular component (GO): nuclear exosome (RNase complex); nucleolus; cytoplasmic exosome (RNase complex)
Source: RefSeq, a predicted model, not a curated record
AUGGCUGACAGAAGACGUAUCAACGGCCCUCCUGGGGCCACAAUGGCGCCAGUAUUUGAAGAUGACGCCGGUCAACCAGAGAUCAAGAACGGCAAGGGAAGAGAUCGGGCACCAAAUAUCAUUCGCAAAACGUUUCUCAAGACAGGCGUAACUCCAUCAGCUUCUGGUUCCGCCUAUCUGGAGUUUGAAGGGUCCAGCAAGAGUGGUGUCUCAGGGUUGAAGCUCAGCUGCACAGUCCAUGGGCCACGGUCUCUCCCAAGAUCAAGCCCAUUCUCACCUCACAUCGUUUUGUCAGCCCAUGUCAAAUAUGCGCCGUUUGCUACAAAGCAGAGACGGGGCUAUCUACGAGACCCCAGUGAGAGAGAUCUCGGCACCCAUCUUGAAACAGCUCUUCGUGGGGCCAUCAUUGCAGAUCGCUGGCCGAAGAGCGGUGUCGAUAUUAUCAUCUCGAUCAUCGAAGGAGACCAAGACAGAGAGACAUCAAAAUCUCAAGGAGAUGAGACUUGGGACAUGAUGAACGUGUUGAGUGGGUGCAUCACAGUGGCUUCAGCUGCAUUGGCAGACGCUGGUAUCGAUUGUGUGGACACUGUUGCCGGAGGUGUUGCUGCACUCGUUCAAGAUGCCGGCGAGGACUCAACGCCUAGGAUUGUCGUUGACCCCAUUCCGUCGGAUCACGAGAAGGUAUUGGGGGCUUGCUGCGUAGCCUAUCUGCCCACAAGAGACGAGGUCACCAACUUGUGGUUCAAGGGUGAUCUGCCAGCCGCCGAUGCUGGUCUGUACACGCAGUUGGUGGAGAACGGCAUUCAAGCUUCAAGAACCGCCAACCGGGUGCUUGUUGAGUGCCUGGGUGAAGCUACGAGCUAA